Spodoptera frugiperda (fall armyworm) is the source of this 766-nucleotide messenger RNA. RefSeq lists its product as uncharacterized. Bases 130 to 660 code for a protein of 176 amino acids. The transcript is spliced from 4 exons. NCBI's taxonomy places the organism in Eukaryota, Metazoa, Arthropoda, Insecta, Lepidoptera, Noctuidae. The record is from RefSeq and is a predicted model, not a curated record.
AAUAUAAAUGAUAUAACUCUAUGGUACAAUGAAAACAAAUGGAGAUACACACAUAUAUUACAAUAAAACUGUCACAAUCCAAUUUUAGUUAGUUUUAGUUUUGGACGCUUCACACGUUUUAGGCUAAGAAUGAUUCAAUUGCCGAAAAAUAAACCGGAUCCAAAGGAUACCAACGAGCUGUGCAAAUGCCGUCCAGUGUGCAAGAGUCGGAGACGCAAGUGGAAAGGCGAGAUCCAGAACACAUCAGCGGAACUGCUGCUGGAGAGGAAACCAUUACCUCUCUGCUUUAAGAGAUGGCCGACGAAAGUGUUCCCCAACAGUCCGUGCCCGCUGUUCGCGCGGUCGCGACGCCUGCACGUGACGGAGCGCGGGGCGGUGCGCGUGCCGCACGUCGUCAGGAUCUGCCAGGCUCCCAUCGACGAGGACGUUGAUACACCGUACCUGCGGUACGCGCAGAUGGCUAAGGCUAUGGGAGCCCUGGGCGCCAUCCAGGCGUGUUGUGCUUUCUGUGAGUGCGGCGCGUGCUGCCCGUGCGGAGUCAGGGACUACGUGCUGCACGACGCCGAGCGCGCGGCGCGCUGCCGGUCCGACAUGCGCCAGUUCGAUGCCCGCGUCAAGACCGACCACCAGAGCAUGCGCAUCAUGUAUGACAAAAUGUAGCUCCCUCACUGGUUGCAAUUCGUCCAAAAAUCAGCAUCUAUGUGCAAUAAUGAAGCAAUAUCCAACGAUCUCAAAAUUGAUGGAAAAAUUAUGUUGUUGCUUUUGG